CUCGGUCACGACUCGACUAGCCGACUGUUGCUUUGCCUUUAGCUUUAUCUUCUUUUGCGAUCUUCUGCCAGGUACCUAUGCCUACUUUUAAAUUGUACAUGUGGCCACCAGGCAGCAGUCACCAGGCAGUCACCAGGCAGCAGUCACUACAACUAAGUUACUUUGUAGCCCUGUUGUUUAUCUGAGCUCGUCAUUGUAAACUUGUAUCCUGGUAUCACGACCAGGCACUGAGUCAGUGAGUGGAGGUCGUAGCCGAAGGCGCUCGGCGGAGGUCUGGAACGGGCGCUCGCUAAUGCGUGCGCGUAUGCACUAGGAAGAAGUGAGGCACCGCACUGCGCGCACCUCCGAAGACUGUACUGACAGGAACGACGUAUAGACACCACGUUCGAAAGCAAUGGAUCCUAAGGAUAAAGACGGCCCCCCACUCUACGGCUAUGAUGUCCAAACUGUUCGCCCAUUUCCUGAACAUUUACGGUGCCCGGUUUGCUUGCUCGUGCUGAGGGAUGCAGUGGUGAUUGACUGUGGUCAUCGUUUCUGCAGAUCCUGCAUCAAACCCGUCAUUGAUAGUGGAAACAAAAUAUGCCCUUUGGACCAUGAGCCUGCGGAUACUGCGUUUGCAGACCCUUUUGCGAAGCAUGAAAUUGCCAAUUUAGAAGUGUACUGCUCCAUGAGCACAAAAGGCUGCACGUGGACUGGCAAACUGCGCAACAUAGAGGAUCAUUUGGCUGUGUGUGAGUACGUCACUGUGCGCUGUCCCAACGAGGGUUGUAGUGAGACCAUGCAUCGUAAUCAACUCAACCACCACGUUACCGAUGUUUGCCGCUAUACGCCUGUCCCGUGCGCGCUCUGUAGCGUGCUUGUACCACAAGCGCUUACGCCUGACCACAUUGCGCAGGAGUGCAUCAACGCUGAGGUACAGUGUGCAAUGUGCAGAAACCAGAUCAAGCGUAAAGAACUGGUGCAGCACAUGGCUGAGGACUGCCCUAACAAGACAGUUGUCUGCCCUUACCAUCAGUACUCUUGUGCGUUUGAGGGUACUCGUGAGCAGGUGGAUAGACACUGUGAGAGCCAGAAGGAACAUCAUAUGCACCUGGUUUCCCAGCAGACCAAGUCACAAGAAGGAGAUGCUGCUGCUGUGCCCAGUAUCAGUGAACUCGAAGCAGCAGAGCAGGAGGCAGCCCGGUUGGGCGGUACAACCGUCAUCCAUUUCCUGCACGUGGCAAUACUUGGUGCGGCGCGCGUUGGAAAGACCAGCUUGCUGAAGGCAUUGCUGGAGAAGAUGUACAAUGAAAAUGAACUCAGCACGCCCGGCAUGCGAACGUCCUACGCAACUACAAACAUCUCUGCUGACUGCCGAUUCAUCGAAUGCCCAGACAUGCCAGAUGCCCUGAGCCGACUCUAUGUCAUCACCAUGAUGUGCAAAUCAUCCACUUCGAAUCAUCCCCAAGAUAAGGAGACGACACAAGACGAGCAGGAAAGAGCCACAGCAGAAGAGGAUCCUGUGGCUGGGACCCAUGCAGGACCUAUGGAGGACAAUAGCAGCAGCAGCAGCAGCAGCAGCGCAGCUAACAACAGACAUUCCCAGCCCACGGCCAUCCACCUGCAGCGCGACGAGCCAGCAAUGCGCGAGGAAAUCCACGAGACCAUCACAGGAUUUCUCAACGCAGACAGGGUAAAGUACAUCUCUGACCGGGCCAACACGCCCAACUAUACCGUCAUCACAUUCCGCGACCUUGGAGGUCAGCAGGUCUACCAAUCCGUGCAGCCCCUCUUCAUGGCCAAAAACACAACCUUCAUUGCCACAUACAACUCUUCUCUGGACCUUCUGGAGGCCCUUCCCAAGCUCGAUGAAUUGCAGGUCAGCCGGGAGGAGUGUAUCGAGCGGGCCACUCUGCCGGCCGAUGCCACUCGCCUAGACCAACUGCUCGGCUGGCUCGACAUACUGCUGCUGAAUGCGAAAGCUGACAGCAACAGCACAGACCAGAGUGCUGCAGAUGAUGUGUUUGUAGUGGGAUGCCAGAGUGACAGGUGGAAUAGAACUGAUCUGCCUGAUCCUUGUAAGCUACUCCACGAGAAGAUCAAAGGUUCACCAUACCAAAACCUUGUCUGGAACGAAACGUCGCACUUCAAAAUCGAUAACACCAGAUCCACUGGCAGUGCAGCACAACCAGAUGAGCUACAGCGACUGAGAGAGGCCAUCAUCGACCGCUGCCAGAAGAGCCAACGUAACAUCCCUGUUCCGUGGCUCCGAUUCUGCAUAUCCAUACAUUCACUCAAGCAGGAGGUCAUGCGGCCUUGGAUUUCCUUCGAGGAGGCAAAAUUCAUAGCAAAGCAAGUCAAGGCCGUUCCAAGUGACUACAGUGACCGGCAAAUACAGCAGCUGCUUAAGUACUGCCACGAAGCAGGCCACCUGGUGUACUUCUCAACUUUCAAGCUGAAAGACACGGUCAUCCUCGACCCACAGUUCAUUCUGGACUGUGUCAAUGCCUUUGUCUACCUGAAGCCUGACCGGGACAUCACAGUGAACGAAGCGCGGCGCUAUCAUUCUGGGUUCAUGACGGAGUCCCUGGCACGCAAAGCUCUCAACAAGAUGUUCGAGGAUCCGUCUUACUUCGACCAUGCUAAGGCGUGGCAAGCAGUCAAAGCAAGCAGUGAUGGGUUCAAGCUCAUUUUCGAAAUCCUGGAGUGGCUCUCAGUGCUGGCAAUUGUGCAGGAUGAGAGCUCUGCCGAGCACGAGUUUAUUGUACCUGCAGUCGUCGAGGACAUGGACAUGCCCCCACAGACGCCCUCCUGUUCCUGUGCGUACGUGUCUUUGAAGCACGCAAGCCGCGAUGAAUGCAUGCGCUUCCCCGUAUUCCUUUAUUGGCAAUGUGUGGUGGAGGCGCUGCUGAAGUCGCGCAAGCGCUCGGCUGCCACGCUCUCACGGUGCAGCGUUCGCCUUCGCUGGAACAGCGAGUGGCCGUGGCUGAACCUGCACUAUACACGCUACGGCUUACAAGUGUACGUCGAGUGCAAGGGCCGACACGACGGCAGCGGAAAGUCUGCGCUGGAGGAAGUCAAGGCAAUCGUGCUCACCGUGCUACGGAAGUGGAACCUGCAGGCCGAAGUGAUUAGCUCCCUGCCGUGCCCCUGUGGAGAAACAUCAGAGGUGGAGUGUUUGCAGCACGGCCUGUCUACGUGCUGCACGCCAAGCUGUGCGCAUGCCUUGGAUGCAUCCACCCUAGUGGCUGAAGACUAUCCUCUGUGUACACGUUCAAAGCCGGAUACACAGAUGAUCCGUGAGCAGGCCAAGUUCUGGCUGGGCCUUGAUCAGGAUGCACGCGGAAUGCUGUUUGACCCGAGAUCGGCCUCUCUUCCUUCUGCAGACACCUGGACCAGCGUGGACAGUAGAAGUGGUGGUCACGGCGUCAGUGGAAGUGGUGGUCACGGCGUCAGUGGAAGUGGUGGUCACGGCGUCAGUGGAAGUGGUGGUCACGGCGUCAGUGGAAGUGGUGGUCACGGCGUCAGUGGAAGUGGUGGUCACGGCGUCAGUGGAAGUGGUGGUCACGGCGUCAGUGGAAGUGGUGGUCACGGCGUCAGUGGAAGUGGCCGUCAUGGCGCUGAUGGAAGCGGUGUUCACGACUCUGAUUUCAUGUCACUUGGUGCCAUUGGUGAAAAGACGAUCGAUCUAAUUGACGACUGGUCUGCGUUUGUUAGCUCGAUGGAACCGUUCAUCGGGGGAGAGGAGGAAGGUGAUGAGAGAGCAAAAUGCGGAAAAGCGGCUGUUGAGCUGGUGGAUCCCGCACACAAGAACCAGUACACAACUAUCCUGAGAUCGUUUCACGAGAUGAAGAAAGGAUACAUCAGAGGCACGGGCAAAGGGGAGAACAACCUCUUCUGCAUCCUGUUGUAUCUCAUGCAACGUCCGGCCACGACUGUCCAACAGCUGUUUAACCUGCUGGCUGCUAGUGCCAAGCAUAAUCGCCGCCGUCUCUUCAGCACAAUCAAGAAUGCCAAGUACUUGAAAUGAUACGCCGUUGAGGAGAUGCAACCUGGUCCAGAUAUGGCAGGGGAAGGCCAAGCGUCUGCUCUCAGAUCCCCCGGCACCUCACUCAGUGCCUCGGCUGGGUCGGAUUUAGCUGCAAGCAGCCUGGCCUCCCUCCGGGUAGCUCAGAGUGGAGCUUGAUGUCUUCUUGUGACAAGAGCAAUCUUCACUAGGCAUCAUGGGUGCUGUGUGUUUCCACUGCGAGUGAGCCUGUGUUGCUGUGAUCUGCCGCCCAUGCUCUAUUCCUUGAUCAUGAAUUGACAGUCAUGUCAGGGCUGUUUUUAAUGGCUUUUAUUGAAGUUUUUUUUUAAAGUACACUAGCAAUUUUAUUAAGGCACUAGCCUGAGUUAGCCUUUACUGAAACUUGACUAACGAUAUUGAGAUCACCAUGCCCGUCUGCCGGUGCAUUGAGCCAAUCCACAUUGAUUGAAUUCAUAGAAGCCCAGUCUAUAUUUUAAUUCUGGAGAUUUGAUUUAUGUAUUCGCAUUCAAGACUGGAGAUCUCA
Sycon ciliatum is the source of this 4529-nucleotide messenger RNA. RefSeq lists its product as uncharacterized. Gene Ontology annotation, molecular function: tumor necrosis factor receptor superfamily binding; ubiquitin protein ligase activity; zinc ion binding. The record is from RefSeq and is a predicted model, not a curated record. The transcript is spliced from 13 exons. Gene Ontology annotation, biological process: protein K63-linked ubiquitination; innate immune response; lipopolysaccharide-mediated signaling pathway. NCBI's taxonomy places the organism in Eukaryota, Metazoa, Porifera, Calcarea, Leucosolenida, Sycettidae. Bases 395 to 4009 code for a protein of 1204 amino acids.